GGAGCCCUCCUCUCACUCUACAGCACAGCAGCACACAGCAGCACCAGGCCCUGCUCCCACUGUGUGUGUUUCUGCUGCAGGGACAGUCCCUGAGCACUGGCAUCUCUGCUUCCAGUGCUCCUUCUGCAGAAACACGGAGCGAUUUUGUUCAGAAACACAGUGAGGCUGCAAACCCCACUCAGGUUGGUGUCCUACUGCUGGUUCUCAAGAUGUUGAGACUGCAAGAGCUGUGCCUGCCCAGGGACUUCUCUGGCAAGCCUGGCUCUUUGCUGCCUGUGAGCACUGGCUUCAUCUUAAUGGAGAAGCUGGAAACAGGAUUGGGGUGGAAGAGCAGGGACGCCCGAGGGUGGCUCCAGGGCUGUAGCCCUGGCCACAGAGCAGCUCUGCUGCCAACAGGUGGAGGGAGGCCAUCCUUCUGCAGCAUGGCCAUCCCUGGGCACCUCACUCUGCACUGGCUGCAAGAGUUGUCAUCUUCCUGCUUGGGUGCCAAGCACCCUGACCAUGGUGAGGUGGUGACUGUGUCAAAGUGGGCAGCAGGGAGUGGUCCCACUGUGACAUGCAGGGCUGGGAGCAGAGCAAAGGCUGCCAGGCUCAGUCAGCAUCAGUGUGACCUGGUGAGGUGUGGAGAAGGCAGAGGAAGGGGCUGCACGAAGCUGCUGAGGGGCCCUGAGCUGCAAACUCACCCUCAUCCUGUUUCUCCCUCACAGUUGGCAGAAGAGUGUGCAGAGAAGAAAGCCCAACACUACUGAGGCAGGAGCUCUGCAAGUGCUCACUGUCAAUGUGCACCAUGUCCGCAAGGAUGCAGGAUGCCCCAGAAUCAGGAGAGCUGGGUGAGAGCAAAGUAUCCCCAUAUGCAGCCCCUGCCACCAGGCAGGGGGUGCUAGGGGUGUGUCUGUGUCCUCUGCUCCUUGGCCAGGGUUGGGCUGUGGCUGCCUGCUGGGACCACUGCACCUGCAAUACCCGCUUCCCCUCUACAGCCUCCAGCAAUGCCCCUCAGCCAGCAGGGCAGGCACAGAGCAGGACCCUGGGGACAGCCCUUGGGGACACCUGGCCCUGCCAGGUGCUCACUGCAUUUGUUCUCUCCUCUUCAGCAUGUAUGCUGUGUGGACAGAUAGAUGCUGACCCAAGCAUCUGUGGGCCCAAACACAUGGACUUUGGGAUCUGUGCCCAUGCAUUCUGCGCGAUGUUUUCCACCAGCCUCCUUCAAAAAGCAAGAAUACUGAAUAGAAUCGUAGUGCUGCACCCUGAAGACAUCAGACACACAAUCCAGCAGGCAGAACAGAAGUGCUGCUUCAUUUGUGGCAAGAGGGGGGCUUCCAUCACUUGCGCAGAAAUAGGCUGUGAACGCAGCUUCCAUCUCCCCUGCACCCUGGAGGGCGAAUGUGUCAGCCAGCACUUUGGAAAGUACAGUUCCUUCUGUCAAGAGCACAGCCCUCAGCAAGCAGUGGAAGCAGCUCCAGAGCAGGACACCAGUUGCAUCAUCUGCUUGGAGCCUGUGGAGGACAAGAAGUCCUAUAGCACCAUGGUGUGUCCAGCCUGCAAACAUGCAUGGUUCCAUCGGGCCUGCAUCCAGGUAGGAGGACUCCUCUCACCUUGCAGGCAUGGCAGCACCAGGCCCUGCUCACACUCAUGCUGCGUGUAUUUGUGCUGCAGGGACAGGCAACGUGCACAGGCAUUAACUGUUUCCAGUGCCCUCUCUGCAGAGACAAAAACAAAUUUAAAUCAGAAAUGUUCAUCAUGGGGAUCCGAAUCCCAGUCAGGUUGGUGUCCUGCCUGCUCUCAAGACACGAGGCCACAAGAGCUGUGCUCACCCAGGGAAUGCCGCAGCAGGCCUAGCCCUUUGCUGCCUGUGAGUGUUGGCCUCAUCUUCACAAAGAAGCUGGAAAUGAGGUCGGGGUGGAAGAGUAGGGAUGCCUUAGGUCAGCCUUCAGCCAGGGGCAGUGGGGGCUCAUUGUAUUCCCUCCCUUCACUGGCAGAGAACCAACGUGGGAGGACAACAACGCCUACGCAGCACUGGGAGACAGGCACAGGCGCUGCGAUGUCAGCAAGUGCCUCUAUCCACGAGGCAGGGAGCAGGCAGAAGGAGAGGGACCCUGGCAGCUGCUCCUGUGCAGCUCCUGUGCAGCAGAAGGCACCCACCGACACUGCUCCUAUUUGAGCAACACCACAGACACCUGGGAGUGCAACACCUGUGCCAGCGUGGGCAAUGCUUCCAGUGACACCUUGGACAGCACUGCCAGUCAGCAGGGACUGGGGCCAUCCCAUGGCUCUGUAGCACCUGAGAGCAGCAUCUCCAGCCAGGCAGCACUGGGGCCAGCUCACAGUUCUGGGGUGCCUGAGGGCAGCAGCCAGUCCAGCCAGCCCAGGACAGACCAAAGAACAAUCCACUUUCGUUUACAUCAGGAUGAAAAUAUCUAUAACCAGCUCCACGGACACCAUGAGAGCAGCUGUGCUGCAGCCCUAUGGGGUGCUGCUGAGAGAUGGACGCAGAUAUCUGCCAGCCAGGGGGCAUCAGGAUCCUCAAGAGAUUCCCCAGCAGUUGGCAGCCACAGGUCCAGACAGGGAGCAGGGGCCCGGACCCGAAGCCGCUCCCCAUUACAAUCUCAGGCCCCAGAUUCCCAAAGCUGACCCCAAAGAUGCUGUGGGAGCAGCCAUGCACUACUCACAUGUGCUGGGAGCUGCACCCAGAACUACACCAGCUGAGGAGCCCCGGGGUCACUGAGGGAUUCCCCAGCAGCUGAGAGAAGCAGACCAGGCAGCAAGGGUGGGCCUGGACAAGAAGCCACUCCCCUGUUGACCGCAGGGCUGUGGAGUCCCAAAGUUAGCCCCAGAGACACCAUGGGAGCCAGUCCAGGAGGAAAGGGCCAACCCAGGUGCAAAGCCUUUCCUGGGUACAUCGUCAGGCUGAAAAUCCCCACAGCUGGUCCCAGAGACACCACAGGAACAGCCGUGUGCCAGCCCCACAUGCUGGCUCCAGUCCACGGAGGCCAUUGCAAUAAAAUCU
Numida meleagris (helmeted guineafowl) is the source of this 3004-nucleotide messenger RNA. RefSeq lists its product as uncharacterized. The transcript has 6 exons. The coding region runs from base 779 to 2158 and encodes 459 amino acids. Lineage: Eukaryota; Metazoa; Chordata; Aves; Galliformes; Numididae. Gene Ontology annotation, cellular component: nucleus. The record is from RefSeq and is a predicted model, not a curated record.